CACACACACCUCACACACACAGAGACAGAGAAGCACACACACCUCACACACACAGAGAGACUCAAACACAACAACAAAAAAACACAUUUCCAACACUCACUCAGCCUGCUGCUUUUCCAAUAAGGAGUUGUCACCGUUCACAGAAAGUGAUGCCAGUGAGGAUGCUGUCAUGAGGAGAGGAGGGUGUCCGGUGAAUGGAGGCAGUUCCUGUCCCACUGCACUCCAAGACGUCUGUCUCCCUGCUGGUCUCUCUGUCUGGAGGGAAUAAGAGCCAAGCACAGCUGGACUGCAUGGGACCACAGCUAGCCUGGAUGGCUCUGGUUGCAACUGGACCUGGCCUGAGUGAAGACCUCGUCUAAGUUGGGCUAAUUUAGAGCCAAGUUUAGGUGUAGCCCCCAUGCUGGAGCUGGUCUGAGAGGGUCUUUCUGGACCUGGUUUGGAUGGUCAGGAUGAGACCACCUCUCCUGCUGACUGCUGCCUUACUGGCCCUAUGGAACGUUGCCCUGGUGACUGGAGGCUACACAGAUACACACCAAGACAGAGCUGAUGACAGCAACACAGGUGGACACAGAGACACCCAAUCAGACUCCGGUAUAGACGUGCCUCCAAAAGAAUUCCUUCCGGAAACACAGACAGACACAUAUGAUCAACAUCCGGACACAAACCCAGACUCACACCGAAACUCCCAUCCAGACGUACACGAACACCCAGACAGCCAUCGUAUCAGCAGCGGUCUGAUGCAGUGUGGGGAGUACAGCAACGAGGUGUUGCCUAACGGUCAAUGUCGAGUCACAGCCACGCUGCCUCAGCUCCAACACCAGCGCUGCCCAGACAUGUUCCGCUGCACUGACGAAGUGUCCUACUGGCUGCAGGAGAACCAGGAGAGGAAACAGCAGCUGCAGGACCUCCAGGAGACCAUCUCCCAGCUACAGGAGGAACUCCGUAGUCACAGGCACCGAAUCAAGGUCCUGGAGCUACAGGGUGAGGAGAGGAACAACGUGAACGAGUCUUUAGAGGAGCGUUUCAGAGUGUUGGAGCUACAGUACGCUGAGGCUGACAGCCUGUUGCACACCCAUAGUUCCAUCCUGUUUGAUCUGCAGACUCAGGUCCGGAACCUAACUAUGACGGUGGAACGAGUUAAACGCAACCCCGGCUGCAUGAUCAACAUCGUCAGGACCAGUCCUCUGCUCAGCGCCCAGGAGGCCCUUCACCCAGAGGUGCAGCAUGUGAGAAACUGUCCAAUAGACUGUGCAUCACUGUACUAUAACGGGGUGUAUCGGUCAGGUGUCUACACGGUGGUUCCCUCUCUGAGCUCCCAUCCUGUAGAAGUCUACUGUGACAUGGACACAGAGGGUGGUGGUUGGACGGUGUUCCAGCGUCGUCAGGAUGGGAAGGUGAACUUCAAUAGAGGCUGGCAAGACUAUAAGGAGGGAUUUGGAGAGCUCAGGUCUGAGUACUGGCUCGGGAACGAACACAUUCACCACCUGUCCACCCAGGGAGACUACAGCCUCAGGAUAGACCUGGAGGACUGGACACAUCACCACAAACAUGCCUUCUACCAGAGUUUCAGUAUUGAAGAUGAGGAGAAUCACUACCGGCUGCAUGUGUCAGGGUACAGUGGGACAGUAGAGGACUCGUUCAGCUGGUACCAUGAUAAACAGGACUUCAGUACUCCAGACACGGGGGAUAUCUGUGCUGAGAUCUCACACGCUGGCUGGUGGUACCACCAGUGUUUCUAUGCCAACCUCAAUGGAGUCUACUACAAGGGUGGACGGUACUCCUCUAAAGCCAAGACUCUGCUGGGUCCUGAUGGUGUAGUAUGGUACAGCUGGAAAGAUUCAGACUACUACUCUCUCAGGAAGACCUCUAUGAUGAUACGACCUAGAACCUUCAGACCGCGCCUGUCACCGUGACGACAGCCCG
Messenger RNA from Oncorhynchus keta (chum salmon), 1923 nucleotides. RefSeq names its product angiopoietin-related protein 7. The transcript is spliced from 8 exons. Bases 441 to 1913 code for a protein of 490 amino acids. The record is from RefSeq and is a predicted model, not a curated record. NCBI's taxonomy places the organism in Eukaryota, Metazoa, Chordata, Actinopteri, Salmoniformes, Salmonidae.